Onthophagus taurus is the source of this 1365-nucleotide messenger RNA. Its product is annotated as alpha-N-acetylgalactosaminidase-like. The record is from RefSeq and is a predicted model, not a curated record. Gene Ontology annotation, cellular component: cytoplasm. Gene Ontology annotation, biological process: glycoside catabolic process; oligosaccharide metabolic process. Gene Ontology annotation, molecular function: alpha-galactosidase activity. NCBI's taxonomy places the organism in Eukaryota, Metazoa, Arthropoda, Insecta, Coleoptera, Scarabaeidae.
AUAGUCAACACGAAUCGUUAUCGAAACCUGUUUAUCCAAUUUACCAAAACUCUUGAAUUAAAUAUAUCCAGACCAACAGAUAAGGGCGAUGGUAUAAAUUUCAAAAACUCAAACGCCAAGUACUCAAAAUAAUGGUUUAGCUUUAACCCCACCAAUGGGGUUUAUGACUUGGCAAAGGUUUCGGUGUAUUGUUGAUUGCAAAAGUUAUCCAGAUGAAUGUAUAAGUGAAAAUUUAAUAAAAAGACAAGCUGAAUUAAUGGUUAAAGAUGGAUAUUUAGACGCUGGUUAUGAAUAUAUAAUAAUCGAUGAUUGUUGGUCAUCAAAAGAAAGAGAUGAAAAUGGUAGACUUCAAGCAGACCCUGAAAGAUUUCCGAAUGGAAUUCCAGCUUUAGCAGAUUAUGUGCAUAAUUUUGGUCUUAAAUUUGGAAUUUACGGUGAUUAUGGGACAUUAACUUGUGGUGGGUACCCAGGCAGUAUAAACUAUUUAGAGGUGGAUGCUGAAACUUGGGCGGAAUGGGGUGUAGAUUACGUUAAAUUAGACGGGUGUUAUUCAGAAUUAGAAGAUAUGGAAGCUGGAUACGCUGAGUUCGCUAAUUAUUUAAAUAAAACCGGAAGACCUAUGGUUUAUUCAUGUAGUUGGCCUGCUUAUUUUGAAUUUGGCGGAUAUCCUGUUAACUUUGAAAUUUUAGCUACAACCUGUAAUUUAUGGAGAAAUUGGGCGGAUAUUCAAGACUCUUGGAGCAGUUUAACAACAAUCACCAAAUGGUUUGGUGAUAAUCAAGACAGAUUUAGUAAAUUUUCAGCACCUGGUCAUUGGAAUGACCCAGACAUGUUAUUAAUUGGAAAUUAUGGGUUAACAGAAGAUCAAAGUAAAUCCCAAAUGGCGAUCUGGUCGGUUAUGGCAGCCCCACUUUUAAUGUCUCUAGACUUAAACACAGUGAAACCUGAAUUUAAAAGUAUUCUCUUAAAUAAAGACGCAAUUGCCAUAAAUCAAGAUUCGUUGGGAAUAAUGGGAACAAGAAUUUAUCAGAAGAAUGAUAUUGAAAUUUGGUCCAAACCAAUAUUGCCAAUUAUUAACGGUUAUUCUACUUAUGCAGUCGCUUUUGUUAGUUAUCGAGAUGAUGGGCAUGCUUAUAGAGUUGAAGAAAAAUUGGAAACACUUGGAUUAACUUCUCCUAAUGGAUAUCUAGUUGAAAAUAUUUUUGAACCUAAUAAUGUGGAUCUUAUUGACUUUGAAAAUAUUUGGGCACGAAUUAAUCCAUCUGGGACCGUUUUCUUACGUUUAACUCCAAUUGGAAGUGUUCUUUCUAAUUAAUAAAUUGUUUUUUAAAUUUGUUGUAUGUUAAUUAAUAUAAAAUUAAACAG